UCCCGCAGCAUGGCUGAAAAGCCGGGCCCGGUGUCCGAGUGCCCGGUCUGCUGGAACCCCUUCGACAACACCUUCCGCACCCCCAAGCUUCUCCAUUGCCGCCACUCCUUCUGCAUCGAAUGCCUGGCCCACCUGAGCCUGGUGUCGCCCGCCCAGAACCGGCUGCAGUGCCCGCUUUGCCGCCAGCCCACCGUGCUGCCACCCGAGCAGCCCGUGACCGAGCUGCCCACCGACGCCGCCGUGUUACGGCUGCUGCGCCUGGAACCGAACCACAUCGUCCUGGAAGGGCGGCAGCUGUGCCUCAAGGAACAGCGCAAGAGCCGUUACUGCCUGCGCCAGCCACGGAUCUACACCCUCGACCUGGGAGCGGAGACCGCAUCCAGCAUCGGGAGCUACCACGAGCCCGGCCGGCCGGUGGCCACGACCCUCCCGAGACGCAAUCUGUGGCGGGAAUUCGCCCGCAACCCGCAACUUCGGAUUUUCGCCUACUUGACAGCCGUCAUCUUGACGGUGACUUUGCUUCUCAUCAUCUCCAUCUUCUGGAGCAGACAGUUCUUUGGGGGGUUGGGGUGA
This is a messenger RNA of Elgaria multicarinata webbii, 573 nucleotides long. RefSeq names its product ring finger protein 183 (gene RNF183). Gene Ontology annotation, biological process: protein ubiquitination. Lineage: Eukaryota; Metazoa; Chordata; Lepidosauria; Squamata; Anguidae. Gene Ontology annotation, molecular function: ubiquitin protein ligase activity. The record is from RefSeq and is a predicted model, not a curated record. Bases 10 to 573 code for a protein of 187 amino acids. The transcript has a single exon.